Molecule: messenger RNA, 1206 nt
Organism: Cercopithifilaria johnstoni
Lineage: Eukaryota; Metazoa; Nematoda; Chromadorea; Rhabditida; Onchocercidae
Source: the annotation of a GenBank genome assembly
AUGGCAUCUUUCUUCAGGAACAUAGAGGUUGCACCUCCUAUUGAGGUAUUUUACAUGAACAAAAUGUAUCAAGAUGAACCGGCGCAGUAUAAAGUUAAUUUAACUAUUGGAGCAUAUCGUACGGAAGAAGGGAAACCAUGGGUAUUGCCAGUGGUCCGUGAAGCGGAGAAACGACUUGCAGACAAUAUGGAUCAUGAAUAUUUACCAGUGCUUGGUUAUGAACCAUUUUGUAAUGCGGCAGUGGAAUUAGUUCUUGGGAAGAAUUCACCGACUAUCAAAACUGGAAAAGCUACGGGUGUGCAAUGCCUUUCUGGUACGGGGUCACUAAAAGCUGGAGCUGAUUUUCUCAAUUUUGUCAUGAAAAUGAAAACGGUUUACAUUUCUAAACCAACUUGGAGUAAUCAUAAAUUAAUAUUUGCAAGAGCUGGUUUUACGGAUAUACGUGAAUACUGUUAUUGGGAUGCAACAAAUCGUUGUAUUAAUAUGAAAGACAUGUUGGCCGAUCUUGAGAUUGCACCUGAGAACUCUAUAGUGGUUUUGCAUGGUUGUGCCCACAAUCCAACUGGUAUGGAUCCGACUCAUGACCAGUGGAAACAGAUUGCGAAAAAAAGGCAGCUUUUUCCAUUUUUCGAUCUUGCCUAUCAAGGCUUCGCAAGUGGUGAUCUGGAUGCGGAUGCCUGGGCUGUGCGAUAUUUUGUUGAGCAAGGAUUGGAGAUCUUUUGCGCACAGUCAUUCGCCAAGAAUUUUGGCCUUUAUAAUGAACGAGUUGGCAAUCUGACAGUUGUAGUAUCAGAUCCAUUGGCACUAACAAACUUUAAAUCACAAAUGUCAUUAGUUAUUCGAUCCAAUUGGUCAAAUCCUCCCAAUCAUGGUGCAAGAAUUGUGCAUAUGAUAUUAACAUCGCCAAGUAUGUGUGUCCAAUGGCAUGAUGCUAUAAAGACAAUGUCUUUGCGCAUAAAGAAUAUGCGACAAGCAUUACGAGAAAACCUAGAAAAACUUGGCACUCCUGGAAAGUGGGAGCAUAUUACACAACAAAUUGGCAUGUUUUCAUUCAGUGGUCUUAAUGCGGAACAAGUUGAUCACCUUGUCAAGGAACACAAAGUUUUUUUGCUAAAGGAUGGACGAAUAAAUGUUUGUGGAUUAAAUCCACAAAAUGUUGAAUACGUCGCUAAAGCAAUCAAUGAAACAGUCACUAAUAUAAAAUAA